Messenger RNA from Sitophilus oryzae (rice weevil), 884 nucleotides. It is a transcript of the gene Cox4, whose product is annotated as cytochrome c oxidase subunit 4 isoform 1, mitochondrial-like. NCBI's taxonomy places the organism in Eukaryota, Metazoa, Arthropoda, Insecta, Coleoptera, Curculionidae. The record is from RefSeq and is a predicted model, not a curated record. The transcript is spliced from 4 exons. Gene Ontology annotation, biological process: mitochondrial electron transport, cytochrome c to oxygen. Bases 120 to 683 code for a protein of 187 amino acids.
GUUACGGCUUUUUCUAUUUUACUGUUGGCAACGCUGUCUGUAUAGAUUGUGAAUUGUGAUUGUGACAAUCUAUGGUGACAAUUUAUCGCCAUUUUCAGAUUUCCAAGUAAAAUUCGAAAAUGGCUAACAACCUGUUAGCACUCACUUGCAAACAACUACUUAAAAAUGUUGCUGCUAAACAUUCAGUACAGACUGCCUCUAUGAGUGCUAAUGUUGCUGGUUCAUUUACAAGAAAACUAAUUGGUAAGAGAGAAAUUGUAGGACAAGGUUUUAGUGGAGAACCCACCUAUAUUGAUAGGGCUGACUUUCCUUUUCCUGCUAUUAGAUGGAAGGAACCCAAUGCUGACAUCCUGGCUUUGCGUGAAAAAGAGAAAGGAGAUUGGAGCAAGCUUUCUUUAGAAGAAAAAAAAGCUAUCUACAGGGCUUCUUUUAGACAGACAUUUUCUGAGUUCCAAGCACCAACUGGCGAAUGGAAAUAUAUUCUUGGUGUUGGAUUUAUAAUAUUGUCUGCUGGAAUUUGGUGCUUUUUCUUCCUGAAAGCUUUUGUGUAUGCCCCAUUGCCUGACACCUUCAAGAAAGAGAAUAGGGAAGCUCAACUAGCACGUAUGCUUGAUUUGCGUGUCAAUCCUAUUGAAGGUAUCUCCUCCAAAUGGGAUUAUGAAAAGAAGGAAUGGAAGAAAUAGAAAAUUUAAUAACUGUAUAGACAAUUAAACUAACGGUGGGAUCUGUACAAGGGCAGCAGUACAGAUCUUAUUGUUACCAUCUAGUUGCCAGCAUAACUAAACCAUUUUAUAUUUUGUUUAAUGUUGCAUUCUUUUGUGAUAAACCUACGGGCAGUUUUGCUGAAAAAAUAUGUAUUAAUAAAAGUAAACUGGAUAAAUAUA